UUUGUUUGAAAUAAUUUCAGUGUUUCUUCAUAAAAUCCUCUUUCCAUUUUACUACUACAAUCUCAUAGAUAAUAUUAGUGCAAAAGGUCAUUUAUUGGUUAUUUCUCAAAAUAAACAGCUUGCCAACACUGGGCGGCCGGCAGACUGUUAAAUUUUUGCUUUUGCAGAUGUGCUGGUCAGUUGAACAUCGUUAAUACGCAAUUUCUGCCAUGUGCAAAUUACGGAACAAUUAAUACGAAGGUCCUCCAAAGUCCGAAAAAUUUAGAAAAGGGGAACAUCUGACAUCAGCAAAAAUGCAGAAAUAGGAUAAUGAUACGGUUGACGACAAUUUUAAAGACUAAUUGGUCAUGGAACUAUCAGCACAAAUUAUAUGACCAAGUAAUAUUUAAACACAGAAAAGAAAAAGGAUUUCACAACUUGAGAAUCUUAUCGAAAAAGAAUGUCGCUAAAUACCAGAAUGACUUGAAGAUUUUCGCAAAUAAUUGUAAAGGACGGAAUAAUGAUGUCUCUACUCCUCCAACGUCUGUCGCAAGUAUAGCCACGCGAUUGAUAUCAGGAGCGAAGGUUUUAGAUGUUAAAGAUGAGGUCGACAGGUCUAUGAUAACAAAUAAGCCUUAUUUUGAACAGACAAAACAUAAAGACAAAUCAAAUGCGUUAUCUUUCGAUAUAGAAAGCAGUUACAAAGGAGGGGUCACGGCAAAAGAUGAAAAAACAAUACAAUCCGAUUGGUCAAAUGUACCAGAAGAACAUCCAAUCAUAUAUAUGAAAGCGUUAGAUGUAAACCUAUGCAUACCAUUCUGCUCAGAAAAAGGGCGGGAAAUUUUCAAACGUGCUAUACGAACAGAAUACAUGAAUAUAUAUUUCCCUUUAUCACAACAUUUUCAAACACAAAGUGAAGUAAAUUAUUGUGGUUCUACAUCGCUAGCUAUGGUCUUAAAUACUUUAAAAGUUGAUCCUAGACGCAUGUGGAAAUAUCCAUGGAGAUGGUACGAUGAAUACAUGCUCAAUAGUUGUGUUAGUUUGGAAACAAUGAAAAGUUCAGGAUGUAGUUUCGAUGAUUUGGCUUGUAUUGCAAGAUGUAACAAGUUAUCUGUCGAAGCGGUUAGAGUCUCAGCACUGUCUUCAAUCAUCACCUUUAGGAAUGACGUUAAGCGAGUGUGCAGUUCAAAUGACACAGUCAUCAUUUUAAAUUACGCGAGGAAGAUAUUUAAUCAAUAUGGUACCGGACACUUCACUCCUAUUGGUGGAUACGACGAGAAAGAAGACAUGGUAUUGAUUCUCGACACAGCUCGAUUUAAACACCCUCCUCAUUGGGUGUCACUUGAGCUGUUGUUCGAAGGAACUCGCAAGUUGGCGAGAGCAAUAAAUGGGUAUACUGAAGAAAUGCCGAGAGGUUACUACGUUGUGAAGAAAAACGAGUGGAAUCCUUCAAUCACAUUAAAAUUUCCAAAUGAAUACACAUUGACAUUGGAACCAAUGAAUCAACGUAAACAAAUUGAGAUUGACAAAUUUGUCCAUGUUUUUAGAAGUUGGGACAACUGGUUAGAUACAAAGGUAAACGCUGACAGUGAUAUCAUACGUGACGUACUUACACACAUACUGAAUACAUCCAGGACUAUCACCAACAAUAAAAUAAAGUCCCAAUCAGAUUCCUUUCACGAUUUAGAGUUGCCACUAUCAUUCGUAAAUCUUAACAGAUUGCUCAAAGAUGUCAUAUAUGAAUUUUCACAAGAUGACGUAAAUAAAAUUACGUCACUAGUUAAAUGGCUGAUGGAGAAGUUUAAGUCAAAUGAUAACGCUGGACACUGCAAUCUUAAUGUGACUUUACUUCAUCUCCAGAUGCAGAAGAAGAAACAUAAUGCUAUUCCUUCAUUAGAAGAAAUCCUAACGUGUUUUCUUUUGUUCUGGCCAUAUAGAGCGAAAGCUGAUGAUCAGUCGAGUCAAACCUAUCGAGCAGAGCUGCAAGCUCUUGUAGCAGACGAUCUGAAUCAAUUUCCACGAAGUUUGGUGCUCUGCUUCGAUCAACAAAUUCGUUUCAUGAUGAAAACUCUAUCACAUAUUGGACACGAAAAAUUGCACUGCAAGGAAGAACAUUAUUUUGAUUGAGAAAAAAUAUUCAAUCAUCAUUCGGAA
Molecule: messenger RNA, 2133 nt
Organism: Hydractinia symbiolongicarpus
Lineage: Eukaryota; Metazoa; Cnidaria; Hydrozoa; Anthoathecata; Hydractiniidae
Exons: 5
Coding region: 310-2106 (598 amino acids)
Biological process (GO): detoxification of copper ion; phytochelatin biosynthetic process; response to metal ion
Molecular function (GO): metal ion binding; glutathione gamma-glutamylcysteinyltransferase activity
Source: RefSeq, a predicted model, not a curated record